Molecule: messenger RNA, 4338 nt
Organism: Nematocida homosporus
Lineage: Eukaryota; Fungi; Microsporidia
Exons: 1
Coding region: 1-4338 (1445 amino acids)
Source: RefSeq, a predicted model, not a curated record
AUGAGAGAGAGUACACUGGAUAGAAUUGGUGAGAAUGAAGGAGUGGUUAGUAGAUUAAUAAGACAGGAUGGAGAAGGGAGUGAUGCAAGGCAGGCAUGUGAAUGCUGCACUGCGGUUAAGUUGGAUCUUUUGGGAAACCAACUGUCUAAGAUAUCUGAUUACCUGAAUAAACGUCUAGAAGGUUCGGCUGCUACAAAGUCUUUGAUCAAGUUAGUAGUGGCUAAGAGGAACUUUCUCUCCCAUGAGCAUGAUAAAAGGAGUGGUUAUGCUGGGCUGAGAUUGGUUGAUGGAGGGGAAAUAGUGGUAGGCGGUUGGUUAGAGCUUAUUUGGGUUAUAUUGGGUUAUUUCUGGCAGGGGUUAGUGAUGUUAAUGUUUAACAAUAUAAUGAUUUGGCUUGGAAUUGGGUUAUUAUUUGGACUGAUCUCGGCUAGUCAAGCUGUUCAAGGCUCAAGUAAGGGUGUAAAUUCAUGGUGUGAUAAUGGAGCUUGGAUGAAUAGAAUAGCCGGGGAGAGAAGUUGGUCUGCUUAUCGGAGACUAGAUCAGGAUGAAAUACUCCAGAAUAGAGACAAAUGUAUGAAGAAGUGCCAGGAAUUGAUGGACUUAUUGCAGCCGAAUCGAGAUCUCGUAGUGAAGGAAUUAGCAGCCGUUCGACAAGUUUUAGCUAAUGUUGAUCAAAGCGUUCGUGAUAAGAUUGAUCAGCUGCUGUUUAAUGAGUCAAGUCGGAAUUUGGGAUUAGGAAGACUACGGGGAAAUAAACCAACUGAGAAUGCACGGAAUAGGUCGCACUUAUCAGACCAGACAAGUGAUCUGGUUAGAAAAAAGACCAAUACUGAUCUUGUUGCACUAACUACAAAGCUUCAACGGUCUAUUGGUCGCCUAGCUGAAACACAAGUAGACCCGGACGUGCUAGCAACUUACCAGUCGCCUCAGUUAAGCGAGAUAUUAUAUAAUUAUGUGUAUCGGCAGAGUAGAGGUGUGGCCAGUUCCUCUUCUUCAACAAUAACUCCUGAAGAAGUCGCCAAGCUUAAGCAACAGCUAACUCAACUGCAUAAAUUAGAAAUAGACUUAUUACUGCUGGAUCUCAGCCAAUCCAGUCAAAUACAGAGAAAACAGACGGCUGAUCCAAGUACUGAGCAACGAGUUUUCUAUCAGAAACAAGACGAAGCAAAGUCAAUCAUUCAGAUUAAGAGAAGAGAGCUUGCUCUGAUACGUCGGUUGGAGAUGAUAGAAACAGCCCUAUACGAUCCACUGGCUACGAAACAAUUAGCCAGUGCGAUAGAUCAGUGCCGGGCUGACCUAAGCACGUUGCACAGGGAAUUGGAAAGAAUCACUCGGCCGGAUCGCUUCAAUCAGUUAGUAAAAGCAAACAUUACGUGGGCAGUUACUCUAAAGACGGCCUUUGAUAGUUGUUGGAAAGGUUUGGUAAGUACGGACUUGGCCACUCGGCAAGCUGCAAUUAAAACGGUCGUAACAAGGAUAGUAGAAGAGAAUUAUCUUCCUUCUUUUCACAUGGAUCUUAUCGAACAACAAAUAGCCAAACUAGAAUCGGUUCCAUUUUCAAGCUAUAAAACGCCCAGUCAGUUUCUAGCCGCACAAUAUAAGAUAUUCUUUCCCGCCGGUGUUCAACCAGACAUACUUGAAAUAGCCUGUUACAAUAUUCUUGGCCUCUGCUGCAAAGAUCUGUCCAUGGUAGGCUCUACCUCAUCACUGCAGCAGUUUAUGAAUGUCUUUGUCGGAUAUGCUUAUCUGCAGCAGUUUAGUAGCACAGACAAGGAGAUAAGAGACAGUCGUUUUUUCAUGAAUAACUUGGAGAAGUGGAUUACCCCUAUUGUUCUGCGGGAUGUAGGGAGUGCUGUCAAGAUACAGAACGUUCUCAAUCUCUUCUAUUACAAUAGCUGUGUGCCAGCGAGCAAAGGCGUUAUGAAUAUGCCGGAAGAGGUCAGUACUUUGGGUCUCGUGGAUGCGUUUAAGGAAAGCCUUCUCUUUACGCACUCCUUUGUUAGGGACGAUAUGAUCUUUCAAAAUGUAUACACCAGACUAUCCUUUCAAAGCCACAUUUUAGAGAACCCGCAAACAUUUGAAAUAGACGGGAUUCCCGUCUCAGAUACACUCUACCCGAUCAACAUUCUCCUCCAACACCAGGACCAAAUAGAUGUGCAAAUGAAGCAAAACAGGCGCAGCAAACUAGGCCCGGCCCUCUUAAUCAUGGCUCCCAAACCAACCCAAAUUCAAACCAGUUUGCUAAACUGCCAGGAGAACUUCGUCCUUUGCCAGCACCACGACAUCACUUUACAAUUGCACCCGAAUACAGAUGCGGUCCAAACGGGUCUUGAACUCCAAGCCGUUAAAGACAUACUUGCACCCUUUCUAACCCAGAAAGACAGAGUUAAUCUUCAAGAACUAACACUCCAGAGUUCAUCUGCUGUCCCUUCAAAUGAACCCAGUCUUAUGACGGUAUUAAAGCAAAAGCUCGCCCCCGCAAUCAACCGGACUCCCAUUAUGGUGCUUCCACACACCACCAUAAACCGAGCCGGAGAAGAGAUAGCCGACCCGCUUCAAGAUGAGCUAAGCAAUCAGCUUGCAUUCGCCCAACAACCACAAACAGAUGUUCUUGCUGAUAGUGAAUCAAAUAAGUCACUUUUAUUUGGUGAGGACGAAAUAGCCAAAAUCCUCGGUCUUCUAGAUGACUUCGAUAGAGAAGAGAAUGAGAAGUUUGCCGAGCAUAUUUACACGCAAGAUUUUAUUGAUUUCGAUGAGCUUUAUGAUGAUUAUGAAUAUAAUUAUCAGCACUCGGGCAAUAUUACCCAAAAAGGAAAAUUACUCGAUCCGGCAAGCACAAAUCCAGAAAAAAUUGAUGCAUCAUCAACAGACAUAUUAUCAAUGGCAUUAGCACACAAAAAACCAGUACUAACUCAACCCCAUUGGUAUGAUGAGUAUUCACAAACUCCCUUGUCUAAAUUAGCUACGGCACCAGCAUCUUUAUCCAAGCAACCACAGCUCAGCGGUGAUGACUACCAUUUGCCUAGUACUGACUUGCUUAGUAUCAAUGAGAUCGAGCCAGAGACUAGCUCUAAACACAAAACCGUCCAUAUAAGACUUCCAGAUCUCUCGGCUACCACCACAAAUGAACCUAAGAAAACAGCCCAAUCAACUCCACUAACACCACAACCCACGCCACAAACAAUAGAUCAGUUCGCAGAUAAACUAGCAACCGAUAUAACAAAGCUAGGCAUGGCCCAAGCCGCACAAACUCAAGUGAAGCCAACUCAAGUGGAGCCAACUCAAGUAGACCAAACUCAAGCAGAACAAACUCAAGUAGACCAAACUCAAGCAGAACAAACUCAAGUAGAGCAAACUCAAGCGGAACAAACUCAAGAAAACAAAGGCUCUGAGGCAGUUGUCACAUCCUCGGAGAAGAAAGACGAAGAAGAAGAAACAGAAACACAUGAUCCUCAGAACAUAAUCCCCGGAGGAGAAGAAGAGAAAGAUAAUGACAUAUUGCAACAGGCCCAUGAUCUUAUUGCCAAAGCAAACGAAAUAGAAAGGAGUAACCCCAUUCUAGCCAAAGCGGUCGAGUCUUUAAUCGAGGCUGGUGCAACUCUACUAGCUGUUUUCGCUUUAAUUACCGCCGGGAAUAUGCUUUCUUUCCCGGUCUUUGGCUUCGUUGCAGCAUUGGGAGUUAUGGCCUUAUCUCUGGUAUAUGUGGGUGUAGUUGCUCGCCAGGAGAAACCACCGCGCAUCGCUAGAAACUUCUUCUUAAUCUUAAACAUUGUCUUAGUCUUUACUAUUAUUAUGUGCCUUGGAUUGCUUUAUCGCUUCGAUUACCUUUCAUUAGGACAAGACACUGGCCUUACUCAUUGGCUCUUCCAAGGCUACACUGUGGCUGCGCUUGUAUCAAUUGUUAUGGGCUGGAUCGGCAGCAUGUCGCUUGGACCUGGUUGGAGUAAGUACCGACGACCUCUGCAGUAUGGGCUUUACAUUGUAGCAGCCCUUAUGGCCUUGCAUAUGGGUCUGUUCUUUAAUAGCUUUAUUGGCUUGGCCACUAGAUCAAUUGUUCCAGUUUCUUAUGCUCUGAUCAUGCCGACCGUGGUCUUCUAUGGCGGUACGCUAUUUAAUCCCAAAAGAAGCGAGCAACAAUACCAGCACGAUCUUCUUGACGGUGCAGAAGAUCCUAGUCGCAAGAUGCAUAGUCGAGCCAUUACUUCCUUUGUUGUUAUCAUUGCUCUAUCAAUCUCGGCUGUCUUUAUUCUUGCUAUCUUUGAAGAGCCAAUCCUUAAGAGUAUCGCAGCCAAGGUUGCUGCUAAAGGGGCCGAAGCCGCUGCCAACGUUGUUGGUUAA